Hydra vulgaris (swiftwater hydra) is the source of this 2837-nucleotide messenger RNA. RefSeq lists its product as uncharacterized. The record is from RefSeq and is a predicted model, not a curated record. NCBI's taxonomy places the organism in Eukaryota, Metazoa, Cnidaria, Hydrozoa, Anthoathecata, Hydridae.
AAUGCAAAACAAUAAAUUAGAAUUAUAAAUUUAUAAUGUAAAUUAUAAUAUAAAUUUAUACUGUAUUUGAUAUUAAUCACAGAUAUCAAUUACAAUUUAAGAAUGCUCAAAAUCAACAAGCGUAAAAAUUGUGAAUAUAUGAAAUGUUACAUGAAAAAUUAUCGGGCUAGGUCAAAUUUGUUAGCAGAAAUGUUAAACACUGAUACAUUGGUUGCUAAUAAAAAGCUUUUAAACAUUAAAGAUCAUUUGGAUAGUGACAAUACCAGUGAGAAUGAAGAAUUCAAUAGUCCUGAUACAUAUAAAGAUGUAGAUUCAAAUAGUAUGCAAAAUGAUACUGCUUCUCUGCAUCUGUAUGAUGAAGAAUGUAUUUUAGAACCAGAUGAUGUUAGCCCUGUAUAUUCAAGUGAAGAUGAAAUUAAAAUUACUUUUAAAGAAACAAUAUUUGAAUUUUUAACAAAGUUUGCACAAUGGGCUAUUGAAUCUAGAUUGCCACGCGAAAAAAUUAAUGAACUUCUGAAGAUCUUGGAUAAUUGUGGGAGGUUCAACAAAGGUGACAUCCCAAAAGAUGCUCGUGCCUUAUUACACACUCCUCGAACUGUUAACACCGUGCAAACGUCUGGUGGUCAUUUUGGUUAUUUUGGUUUAGAAAAAAGUUUAAUUCAAAAGAAUCUUUCUCUACCUUUUAUUUUCAAAGAUCAAACAGUUUUAAAAUUAAAUAUUAAUAUUGAUGGGGUUCCUAUUCAUCGUUCAAGUAAUCUCCAAUUUUGGCCUAUUUUAUGUGCUUUCCAUGGUAUUAAUACAACUCCAUUUGUAAUAGCUAUAUUUAGUGGUUAUAGAAAACCAUUAAACAUUAAUGAAUAUUUAGAGCAGUUUAUUGAUGAAAUCAACUUUUUGCAGAAAAAUUCUAUGGUGGUUGAUGGCAAGAUAUAUGAAAUAAAGCUUAAUGCAUUUAUUUGUGAUGCUCCUGCCAGAGCUUUUGUUAAAUAUGUAUCAGGCCAUACCUCAAAGCAAGGAUGUGAAAGAUGCACUUGUGAAGGCCAAUCUGUAGAAAGAAGAAUAAUUUUUUCGAAUGCAGGCGAAAGUAGAACAGAUUCUUUAUUUCGGUUAAGACAAUAUCCUAAGCAUUACUUAAGUAAAAGUCCUGCUCUUAAUAUUGAUCAUUUUGAUGUUAUUAAAGGUUUUCCAUUAGAAUCAAUGCAUUUAUUGUUUCUUGGGGUUUGCAGGAGAUAUUUAAUGUUUCUUAAAACAGGGCCACGAAAUGUUAGACUCAGCCAUGCUCAGCUAAAUACUAUAUCAUUAGGCUUAACAGAAUUAUCACAAUAUACACCAUCAGAUUUUAUGAGACGACCACACAGUUUAUUUGAAGUGGAUCGUUGGAAAGCUACAGAGUUUCGGCAGUUGGUUUUAUACACUGGUAUUUUGAUAUUUAAAGGUGUACUUAACGAUCAGCAUUACGAUUUAUUUAAAUCAUUUUUUAUAGCUGUACGGAUUUUACACAUUGAUAAUGAUGAAUAUUUGUUGGGGUUUGCACGUUGCCUAUUUCAAAGUUUUGUCUACAAUGCUAAAAUACUUUGUGGUGAAACCUUCCUUACAUACAAUGUUCACAAUUUACUUCACAUUGUCGAUGAUGUAGAAUAUUUUAGGUGUUCACUUAGUUAUUUAUCUUCUUUUCCUUUUGAAAACUUUUUACAAUGUUUGAAACGAACUGUUCGAGAUGCAAAAACUAAUCCCUUAACAUCAUGCACUAAAAGAUUUUUUAAAGCUUCACAAAUUCAGCUAUCUACUUAAGAAACAAUGUUAAAUAUGAAAGUGUCAACAAUUAGAAGAGACCAAUUCUUUAUUAGUAAGAAUGAAAAAUAUUGUGAAGUUAUUGGAAUUUCAGGAUCAAGUGAUAAUCAACAAUUACUUUGUUUAGUUAUCAAUCCAAGCCAGUUAAAAAGUUUUUUUGAUGUACCUUUAGAUAGUAGACAGUGGGGUAUACUUUGUUGCGACAGUAUUAGAAAAUUGAAGCGUAAAACUGUAACUUUAAAUAAAGCUGACGUUUAUAAAAAACUGUAUGCAAUGAAGUAUGGCGAUGACGGUUUGCUCUUUGUUCCAGUUCUUCACAAAAAUGAAUGCAAACAAUAGUUCAAUUGUAUUUAGUUUUUAGUUAAUUCAAAAAAAAAUUUUCAUUGUUACAAGUAUAAUGCUAUUUUUAAAACAAUUAACAGUUGUUUGCACAUAUAAUUAAGAAAUGAUUUUUUUGUUGUUGUUGAUAUUAUUUUCAUUUAUUUUAACUAUUGACUAUAAUUUACAAAAUGUUCUGUAUUAUUUAUUUUUGAUUGACAAAAAAAUUAAGAUUUUAGAAACUUAUUACUUGCGCUGUUGGUAAUAAUCAUUGCUUCUGAAGUCAUUGCUUCACAGACAAUUUAUGGAUAAAUAUUGUACUGCGGUAUGGAAAGAAGGGUUAAAAACCAUACAAGAAAACAUUCCUGUUUGUUGGAUAGAUAUGAUAGAGAAAUGUCUACGUUAUCCUUCUGAGCCAGAUAGACCUGUCAUUCAAAUGAUUACAGAUUGCACAGAGCCUGACAUACAAUGGUUUUCAUUUCCACUUCAAAAAGUGAAACGUUUUAGUGGAAGACACUGGGUCAGCAAAUGUAGAGCUAAUAAAUACAAAUAAAAACAAUGAUCUUCAAUGUUUUUACAAAGCAAGUGUAGCUAACGAAAAGUUGACAUCAAUGCAGCAUUCUUUAUCUACUAAGAAAGGAAAAGUUCUUAAAGCUUGUUAUGAUACAAUAACAGAAACACUGGUGGAUUAUCCUGUGAUUCAAAAUUUUUUGGAAAAACCAAAUAAUGGU